AUGUUUAUAGACUAUUAUCUUGAAUUGAUCACUGUAUCCAAUCUCAAUGAGACAUUUGAUAAAGUAGUUAACACAACUCUAGUAGAUGGUAAAUAUACAAUUGAAAGAAUAUGGAAUGGUCCAUUGAGAUCAAAUACAGUUUACAAAGUAUUAAUUGACGGUUGUACUUCUUCAAAUUUAAUUGAUUGGACUUAUGUUUUAUCAACAGCAUUCAAAACAAUGUCACCUAUAAUUGGUAAAAUUGAACAUUUUAUAUUAUGA
Didymodactylos carnosus is the source of this 261-nucleotide messenger RNA. NCBI's taxonomy places the organism in Eukaryota, Metazoa, Rotifera, Eurotatoria, Philodinida, Philodinidae. The record is from the annotation of a GenBank genome assembly.